AACUCGCUCAAUAUAUUCGGGUUGUCCGCGUGGACACCAAAUAAUCCUCUUUAGCUAGAAUUGAUUAAAACGUUUUGAUUAAAGAUGUAAUUUGAAAACGGAAUUGUUAACGUCCAUAACGAUGAAUAUAUCGAGCUAUGCAUUACGUAAUCGUUGCCUUCGUUAUGGCAAACGUUAUCGCCAUUAUAUAUUAUUAAAUCGAUCCAUUGAUGGCCAAUCGAUUCUUUGUAAUUGCUGCUGCUGUGAUGGUUGUAAUCUAUUAUUCACUACAAUCAUAAUACUAGCCAUAAUGUCAUCGUUCAUUUGCUUUUCAUUAUUUUGGUUCAACAACCAUAAUGAUACACAAUCAAUGAAUCUUGGCAUUGCGAAAGAUAUUCAACCAAACCAUUUGUAUCGUGAUGAAAAUCAACCAAAUUCAUUUUACAUACAAAAUUAUGUGCAAAUCGUUCAUGAGACCAAUGAGUCACGUCUCGGAAUGAUCAAUGAUGAUCGAGAUCGAGAGAAAAAAGAAUCCGGUUUUUCUUUAUAUGCAUUCAAUGCAUUAGUCAGCGAACGACUUGGUUAUCAUCGUCAACAUUUACCCGAUACUCGACAUGAAUAUUGUCGCCAAUCUACCAGCAAUAUCGAUAAAAACAUAUCCGACCCAUUGAAUACGACUGUGAUAAUAUGCUUUUUUAAUGAAGAAUUCUUUACAUUAAUACGUACAGUAAAUAGCAUUUUUGCUCGUACACCGUCCAAUAUGUUGACAGAAAUUCUUCUCGUCGAUGAUUCUAGUGAAAAUGAUGUACAUUCUAAAUAUGAAGAAUAUCGAAACCAUGAAUCGAUCGAUUUUGCUGAUGAUUUUCGUCAUAAAGUUCGAUAUAUUCGUACACCUGAACGUUCUGGCCUGAUUCGUGCACGUAAUUAUGCCGUACAAUUUGCACGUGGUACCAUUCUUUUCUUUUUGGAUAGCCAUUGUGAAGUGAAUGUUGGAUGGUUGCCACCGAUACUUGAACGAUUAACAUAUAAUCGAUCCAUAGUUGCCUGUCCGAUAAUCGAUCUGAUAGAUCCAGAUACUUUUAUUUAUAAACCAUCACCAAUGGUACGUGGUGGUUUCAAUUGGGCCUUACAUUUCAAAUGGGAUUCCAUUCCAAGUGAUCAAUUGAUGACCAAAGAGGAUUUUGUCCAACCCAUAAAAUCGCCUGCAAUGGCUGGUGGAUUAUUCGCCAUUGAUCGGCAAUAUUUUCAACAGCUUGGUACCUAUGAUUCCGGUAUGAAUAUAUGGGGUGCUGAAAACAUUGAAUUUUCAUUACGGAUUUGGAUGUGUGGUGGUCGAUUGGAAAUCAUUCCUUGUUCACGUGUUGGACAUAUAUUUCGUAAACGGCGUCCAUAUGAUUCACCUGAUGGCCAAGAUACAUUGGCUUAUAAUUCAUUACGUGUAGCACACGUUUGGCUUGAUGAUUACAAGAAAUAUUUUCUAAAAAGUCGUUCAGAUCUGGCCACAAUGUCAUAUGGAAAUAUUGAAGAUCGAAUUGAACUUCGUAAUCGUCUUGAUUGUAAAUCAUUCGAUUGGUAUCUCCAUAAUGUUUAUUCCGAUCUUUUGGAUCAGAUUAAUAAUCGAUCAUCGAAUUCGAUUCAAAACUCUGGAAGAAAAAAUCCAAAUCUAUUUGCUCAUAAACAGCCUAAAAUAUUAGAUAAAUUUCGAAUUCGUUUGAAUGGAACAAAUUUAUGUUUGGAAUCGGAAUCCGAACUUUCAUAUAAAAAUUGUCAUGUACACAUGCAACAAUGUUUACGAUCAUCAAGACGACAAAUAUGGAAACAAACCGAUCUCAGUGAAUUACGUAUGAACAUGAAAGGAUGUCUGGAUUCAGGAUCACCAAAUAAAAUUGAUAUAAUACGUUUGAAUAAAUGUCAUCAGAUGGGUUCAACACAAAAAUGGUCAUGGCCUACAAUGAAUUUGACCAAUGAAAAUUCAAAAGCAAUACAAAUCUAUAAUGAUGGAUCCGGUAUGUGUUUAUCAGUGAACACUAAUGAUCGAUUCAAAGUGAUUAUGUCUUUCUGUACAUCGAAUAAUAAUAUUGAUAAAUCAUCUACUAUUUUGAAUCAUUGGAUUAUAGUUCGGCAUUGAA
Molecule: messenger RNA, 2108 nt
Organism: Dermatophagoides farinae (American house dust mite)
Lineage: Eukaryota; Metazoa; Arthropoda; Arachnida; Sarcoptiformes; Pyroglyphidae
Product: polypeptide N-acetylgalactosaminyltransferase 11
Biological process (GO): protein O-linked glycosylation; regulation of Notch signaling pathway
Cellular component (GO): Golgi apparatus
Molecular function (GO): Notch binding; polypeptide N-acetylgalactosaminyltransferase activity
Source: RefSeq, a predicted model, not a curated record